AUGAUCACCCCAUCCAUUCGUGCAUCCGCCUCUGGCGCUCUCCGCACCGCCGCCGCCGCUGCCCAGCGUGCCCCUGUCGCCCGGGGAAUGGCGUCGGUCGCGAUGGAGAACAAGCUUCCUGCAAAGUACGGCGGCAAGUACACUGUCACCCUCAUCCCUGGUGACGGUAUCGGUACCGAGGUCACCGACUCUGUCAAGGAGGUGUUUGAGACGCUCAACGUCCCUGUCGAGUGGGAGGAGUACAACGUUUCGGGUGAGACGACUGGCAACGCCGGCCUGUUCCAGGAGGCCAUGGACAGCUUGAAGCGCAACAAGGUCGGUCUCAAGGGUAUCCUCUUCACGCCCAUGGGUGUUGCUGGCCACAACUCGUGGAACGUCGCUAUGCGCCAGUCGCUCGACAUCUACUCGUCGGUCGUCGUUUGCAAGUCGCUCCCCGGUCUCCCGACCCGCCACGAGAACGUCGACUUUGCCAUCAUCCGUGAGAACACUGAGGGCGAGUACUCUGGUCUCGAGCACCAGUCGUACCCCGGUGUCGUCGAGUCGCUCAAGGUGACGACCAAGGCCAAGGCCGAGCGCAUUGCCCGCUUCGCCUUUGACUUUGCCAUCAAGAACAACCGCAAGAAGGUUACCUGCGUCCACAAGGCCAACAUUAUGAAGCUCGGUGACGGUCUCUUCCUCAACACGUGCAAGGCGGUUGCCGAGAACGAGUACGGCCACACCGGCAUUGAGUUUGACCAGAUGAUUGUCGACAACGCAUCGAUGCAGCUUGUCGCCAAGCCCCAGCAGUUUGACGUCGUCGUCCUCCCCAACCUUUACGGCUCUAUCAUCUCCAACAUCGGCGCCGCCCUUGUCGGUGGCCCUGGUGUCGUCCCCGGCUGCAACUUUGGCCGCGAGUACGCUCUCUUCGAGCCUGGAUGCCGUCACGUCGGCAAGGACAUUGCUGGCAAGAACCGUGCCAACCCCACCGCCUUCCUCCUCUCCGCCACCAUGCUCCUCCGUCACCUCGGCCUCGAGGACCAGGCAAACACCAUCGCCUCGUCGGUCUACAACGUCAUCAAGGGCGGCUACCACCGCACCUACGACGUCGGCGGCACCUCGUCGACGACCGACUUCACCAAGGCGGUCAUCAACAAGGCUCUUGCGGCUUAG
Messenger RNA from Cutaneotrichosporon cavernicola, 1149 nucleotides. RefSeq lists its product as uncharacterized. Lineage: Eukaryota; Fungi; Basidiomycota; Tremellomycetes; Trichosporonales; Trichosporonaceae. Gene Ontology annotation, cellular component: mitochondrion. The coding region runs from base 1 to 1149 and encodes 382 amino acids. Gene Ontology annotation, molecular function: isocitrate dehydrogenase (NAD+) activity; magnesium ion binding; NAD binding. The transcript is spliced from 4 exons. Gene Ontology annotation, biological process: isocitrate metabolic process; tricarboxylic acid cycle. The record is from RefSeq and is a predicted model, not a curated record.